Messenger RNA from Colletotrichum truncatum, 2997 nucleotides. RefSeq names its product sodium calcium exchanger protein. Gene Ontology annotation, cellular component: membrane. The record is from RefSeq and is a predicted model, not a curated record. Gene Ontology annotation, molecular function: monoatomic cation transmembrane transporter activity. Lineage: Eukaryota; Fungi; Ascomycota; Sordariomycetes; Glomerellales; Glomerellaceae. Gene Ontology annotation, biological process: intracellular calcium ion homeostasis; transmembrane transport; monoatomic cation transport.
AUGCCAACAACCUCCAAGGUUAGAGGGAGCGGGCUUCGCUUGCGGCCAUUCUAUACGACUGUCUUCCUACUCACUUUACUGGCGACAUGGUCAUAUUUUAGCAAGGCUACGGAGCGGCGGUUCAUGCUGCAGGAUGCUUCGUCUCCGCUCCUCAAAAGAAACGAGCUCACGGAAUGCCGGGAUGUUCACCGAGCCGACGAUCAGUGUGCCUUCGUCAAGGCUCACUGCGCUGAAGACGAGGCUGGUCUCCUGUCGUACUUGACUCUUUACUACUGCGACCUAAACAAAACACAGGCAUUUGCCUUUGUUAUACUAGUCUGCUGGCUUGGCCUACUUUUCACCACCAUUGGCAUCGCCGCCAGCGACUUCUUCAGCGUUAAUCUCAACACCAUAUCUACCAUCCUAGGUCUCAGCGAGAGCUUGGCCGGUGUGACCUUUUUGGCCUUUGGAAAUGGGUCUCCCGACGUCUUUAGUACCUUUGCAGCCAUGGGCUCCAACAGCGCCAGCAUGGCGGUUGGCGAGUUGAUCGGCGCUGCAAGCUUCAUCACUGCCGUGGUUGCCGGGUCCAUGGCUUUGGUUCGUGAGUUCAAAGUGGGCAGGAAGACGUAUGUUCGCGAUUUAUGCUUCUUCAUUGUGGCAGUCUGCUUCACCAUGGUCUUCCUGGCAGAUGGCCACCUUCAUUUGUGGGAGUGCAUAACUAUGGUCUGCUACUACAUCUUCUACGUGGUUACCGUGGUCACCUGGCAUUGGUACUCGACAAGGCGGAGCCAGCGGCGGGUCCGGGAAGCAGCCGCACGAGGUCAUGUAUACGGAGCUGUGGGGCAUCCCAACGAUGAGCUGGCCCCGGAACCAUACCGGGAUGAUCCCGACGACGAGGACCGUCAAGUCACUUCUACAUCCGCUUCAAACGCCGGAGAUAUCAGUACAUUGGAAGCUGGACCAAGAAUUGAAGUUGAUGACCACGAAGACGGCGAAGAUGAAGCUGAAGAGACCGAGCAUGGAAGACAUGUUGUUGCCGAGAUGGCAAGCAGCAUGCGUGUUCUGCGUCCCCGAGGCCGCCGACGCAACACAUUGACGCCAAUUCGUCCCAGCUUAGUCGGUGCCUUGGAAUUUCGAUCAGCCCUGGCACAGUUACAGAGGGAAAGCAACCUCCGGCUUCGACCUAUGCACGGACGAGCAUACUCGGUCAACAACAUUGGAGCACAUGGCGAAACAGCAACUACGGUUGGACCGCCAUCCGACUCGGGAAGAUAUACUAUUAGCGCCAUUGAGGGCCUCGGUCAGAAUAGAAAUCGAGCCAUGUCAUCUGGCGACGUUCCUGGUUCACUGGCUACCAGCCGCGACCAUUCUCCUUGGCGCUUCCCCCCUCAAGGGACGUCUGCGAAUCCCGUUCAACAAGUGAAGGCGCAAGACGCCAGGAAUCGGAGUCCAUCCCCUGCUUAUAAGAUUGGUGGCAACCUUGCGCCCCCUCCUGUUGAGCCUGUACCGCUGCAACUGGAUCCCGCUGCCAGCGAGUCCCUAGAAUCUCGACACUUCCCUGGGCAGCUUUCGCUUCAAAUUCCAAGCAGACGUACAAGCUUCAGCGAUCGAUCCUCGCCAGUAUCCCCCUUCCCUGGCUACACGGAUUCCCCUAUGGUAUUGACGCCAGCACCUCAGAAUGAACCAACGGAAUUCAUCAUGCCGCCCGGCCCAGCCCGCAUGGAGGUUCCCUUUGCGCCUUAUGAGAUCAACGACCCAAAGCCUGUGAGGUGGUGGCCAUAUGCUAUAUUGCCUCCUCCUCAUAUUUUCUGGAGUACAUUAUUCCCUACCCUUUUAGGAUGGCAGCAGAAAAGCUACUGGGACAGAUUUGUUAGCACCAUAUCGGUCCCUAGUAUCUUACUGCUUGUGCUCACCCUUCCGGUUGUUGAAAGUGAAAGCCCAGAUGAGUCACCAGAUGAUACCAUCGUGGAUUCGUUGGCGCAAGGACCCAACGGUCGUGCCAAUGCCUCCCUGACCCUACCUGAAGGCGAGCCCAUCGAGCAAGAAUCAGAGUGGCAACGUUUCAGGCGAAGUACCCUGACGCACUCCCGUAUUCCAUCAGUUGAGCACUCGCCCAAGGGCUCUCCAGCACUCAUUGCCGUCGAUGAUCCAAGUGGUGCACGUGUGGCUACUGAAGCCCCCACCAGCCAUCCGCAAACCGUUAAACCAGCAGCACCGUUGCCUUCGGAAAGCAGCCUAGCCGCUGUAGAUGAUUCUGGCCAAUGGAACAGAUGGCUGGUGGCUAUCCAACUAUUUACCGGUCCUUUGUUUGCAGUGGUAAUUCUUUGGGCAAAUAUGAUGGAAGACUUCCAACAACCAUACAAGGUCCUCGUCAGAUUCAUUCUCUACACCCUUCUAGCAUCUACCAUCUUGCUUGGCCUUCUGUUAAUGACAACGAAUCCUGACAAAAGACCUAAAUUCCACUUUUUGUUGUGUUUUAUGGGGUUCAUCAUUGCCAUUGCCUGGAUUUCCACCAUUGCGGGUGAGGUUGUUGGCGUUUUGAAGGCUUUUGGUGUUAUUUUGGGAAUCUCUGAUGCCCUUCUUGGAUUGACUAUCUUCGCAGCGGGCAACAGUGUGGGCGAUCUGAUUGCCGAUAUUACUGUUGCCCGCCUUGGCUACCCUGUAAUGGCUCUGUCCGCUUGCUUCGGUGGUCCCAUGCUCAACAUUCUCCUCGGCAUCGGCAUUGGCGGUGUCUAUAUGAUGGUCCAAGCCGCAAACCAUCGGCACAAAAAACACCCCGACAAACCCUUCAAGUACCACCCAUACCAAAUUCAGAUUGGAGGCACUCUGAUGAUUUCGGCCAUUACGCUGCUCCUCACUCUGCUGGGUCUUUUGAUAAUCGUCCCAAUGAACAAGUGGGUAAUGUCACGAAAAAUUGGUUGGGGUCUCAUUGCCAUCUGGACCAUCAGCACCAUGGUAAAUGUUAUCGUCGAGAUGACGGGAGUAUGGACCGACGUGUCAUACUCUAUCGCCUUUUAA